AGCACGCGGUGAAACGUUCCGGUCGGCCCACCUAUUUCCCUCUGACGAACCCGGAAGUUGUUUGCCUGUGUCCCUCUGACUGGAAGCAGGAGGGCAGCUCGGACUCCUUAAAUCUCUCCAGUUUGUCGUAUAAAGUGGGCCUCAGCCAUUGAGCUCGCUGUCUGUGCAAGUGUGUGUGUGGCUGUGUGCAUGUGUGCGUGUAUGUGUGUUUUGAAGUGAUGUACUGUUCGUACCAGGAUCGAGAGGAGUUGGAGGAUGAUCUCUAUCAAGAGGGUGAUGGGGAUUCCGAUGAGUCGGAGGCCAACAGCGAGCUGGAGUUUCACCUCUAUAGCCAGCUCCACUAUUCUUCUAAUGCUGGGGAUACUGGGGAGCAGGUGGACAGAGAAGAGGAAGCGGCCUGUAGGGAAAACCAGCAGCCUGAGGUUCCUGUGAAGUCUGCAGAUGUUGACAGAGAACGCAAACACAAUGGAGAAAGUACGCCUUCGUCACUUGAAAUAAGCAAGCUGCUGCAAAACCUGAAGAAGGAGGAGAGGAGGGAGACUGAGGAGAGAAGGGGUAAAAAGAGGAAAAGUACCCCUAAAGAUCAGAGGUCAUCUUCAUCUUUUUUCGAGGAAGUCAUCGUGAUCGACUCCAGCCCUAAUGUCAUCUCCAUCUCUGACGACACUGCUGAUGAUGACGAGGAAGGUGUCUGUGCCUUAAAGGGGCAAAGCUCACAGCGGGUACAGACUUCCACCCCUGCCCGAGAGGUAACCCAGAAAAGGAAGGGGACUCCUGGUAAGCCAGUGAUUGUGGACAUCAGCAGCUCAGAGUCUGAUUCCGAUUUGUCAUCUGAUUCGGAAGAUCUGGAGAACUGGAUGAUCCUGGGUCGAGGUAAUCAGGAUGGAGACCAGACCAUCUCACUUAACCUGGAGGGAGAGGACUCCAUCUCACUCGACCUGGAGGAAGACUUUGACAGCCGUGCAGGUGUUGGAGAAAAAAAAGGGGGCAGCUGGUUGGUCUCUGCAAAGGACAAGGAGGCUCAGAUCUAUAACAAAGACAAGGGUGCCAGGGUAGUGGUUCAGCGUCUGUCAAACAGAUACUACACCGCCAAGAGUGUCCAAUGUAGAAACUGCAACAAGCAUGGACAUCUCUCCAAGAGCUGCCCUGAGCCCAAAAAGAAGUCCUGCUUCCUCUGUGGCGCCCAAGGCCACCAGGUCAGUCAGUGUCCCAAUAGGCACUGCAGCAACUGUGGCCUGCCUGGACACCUCUACGACUCCUGCAGCGAGGGAGCGUACUGGCAUAAACAGUGUCACCGUUGUGGGAUGACGGGGCACUUCUUUGACGCUUGUCCAGAGAUCUGGAGGCAGUAUCACAUCACGACUAAGAAAAUGUCUAAAAUGGGUGUUCCUCAAAAGAAGAAGGGAGGAGACCGGGGUCGGACCCCCGCCUACUGCUACAACUGCUCCAGGAAGGGACACUAUGGCCACGCAUGUACACGGCAGAGAAUGUUCAACGGAACAUAUCCAUCCACCCCGUUCAUCAACCGCUAUGACACUGUGGAGGACAUCGAGCGCAGACAACACAGGAUUGGGUUGAAGGUUCAAGAAUUGCAGAAAAAUGGCAAUUUCCCUGCCGGUCCACUGACCCCUCGCACUCCAGGACCACCGAAGAAGAAACAGAAAAUCAACCAUAAGUCUAACCACACACCUCACAAAAGUCCUAACAACAGCAAACCCAGCCCAAGCCACAUCUUUUUUAAUGACACACAUGACUUUAUGGCCCCGACACCCAGAACAUAUAAAUCCAAAAAGCACAAGCAACAGGAAAGCAGCAGCAAUGUGAAAGCAUGGAAACCCAAGAGACCAGUGCCCACCUCGAGAAACCCACCAGCUAAACUAAUUUUCGAUGAGGCAGAUGACUUUCCCAGAGGUGGAGGCAGAGCGGCGAGCUUGGAGAUAAAGAAGAAGAAAAGGAGGAGGAAACCAAGGCGAGCUGCUUCAGCAGCACCAGUGGGACACAAAGAUAGCAAAGCAGACCGUCGCAGUUGGACUGGAGAGAUGCACGGGUCAGAGCCAAAGCCAGAGAAAGCGAAGAGGAAAAGGGGGUUUAAAAACAAGAAGUUUGCUGAGAAAAAAGCUGCCACAAAGACGCACCCGACGGAUGAAAACCUGUUUCUCAUUAAACAGAGGAAACGCAGCAGAUAGCAGUUCUUGUGACGUGUGGCUGUCAGGGCUGAGACAUCUAUGACCAGGAUACUCCCGAAUGUGUGCAUGACAUUUAGGGACGUGUCAGACAUCCGGUUGACUGCAAAACAGUUUGUCAGGCUGCUUCAGGGGGAUCAUAGGUUAUUUUUCACAGAAGAUAUUUUGACGUGUCACAGCAGGAUGUAAGAAAUAAGACUGAAUGAUGACUCAAUUCAGCUGCUUCAGUUUCAGGGUCCUGGUAUUAUUCAUAUUGGCUUACGGUCGCUUGAAUAGGUCAGAACCAAAGUUAGAGCACCAGUGUUUAACUUCCUGGAUAAACAUAGUUGAUCGCCAGGUUGUCAAAUAUUGAUACUCUUGUUUGUUGCCAGCUCAAAAGAUGAUCUGGGAAUGAGACUAAUCAACCAGCUAUCUUUCUCCAGCAAGCUACAUUCUGUUGCUUUGAAGGGUAGAUUGACGAUUUGUCAAUUCUAUCUUAAGAUGAUCAUCAGGUGUCCAUAUUAACAUUGACCUUGCUGUAAUCAUUCUUCCUGUUUAUCCCCGACAUUAUGGGCUUUGAAAAUGGUGAACCUUUCCUUUAAUGUUAUUAAUUUCACAUGUGCUUUUAACAAGUCGAAAUGUCUGCUGUGAAAAGAUCUAUUGUCUUUGGUACUGUAGUUUGGGCUGCUUUUCAGUUUCAUACUGUGGUCAGUGUUAAAAUGACACCAGAUUCAAACAGUGGCAUCACUUCAUGACAUUUUCACGAUGAGCGAACAAUUAAGUUGCAUCAACCUACAAUGUUUUCAGUUUUCAGUAAUUGACUAUUACUAUUAUUGCUAUCAUAUCCUUUAAUUUCUUCAUUCAGUGUGUUUCUGCACAUUGAACAGAUGCUGCGUCCUGAAGGACAGUCAGAUAAUUUCUUCGUGCCUCUGCUCUGAACAUAUAGCUUCAAAAUUGUUGCUGCUUUUUGAAGUUGGAACCAAAGAAUGAUGAUGUUUGUGUUGUUCAAAAUACACUUGGAAAUUGUCCUUUUUCAUUUAGAUCUGAAUGAUUUUCUAUCUAAGUAUAUGAACAUACUGUAAAUAUGUCUAUUACACAUAUGUAAUGCCAAUCUACUGAUUUGACUUUUGCAGUUCCUGGGUGAUCUGGACAAAAUGCAUCACUGACACGCAGCCCUGACAGUAUUAACUUUUAUCUUAUUUAUCUGACUAUUUAAAUUCAGUCGGACAUGGUCUUUUUUGUUAUGGUUAUAACAGGAUGAAACAUUAUCACUAACAUAAAGAGUUUGGUUCUUGGAUGAUAGUACUGGUUACCUGAAGUCUCUUGGAUGUAUAAAACUUGAAUCUUCUCUGUCUGCCUUCAGUUCUGUGACUCAGAAGGAGAAAUCAGUUUUGUGCUUCACUAAGGCCUGGUUUGACUUGAAACUCUUUCUUAAUCACUCAUGUAAAUUAUAAAGAUAAUCCAUUAAAGUAAUCUGGUUCCAGUC
Molecule: messenger RNA, 3645 nt
Organism: Acanthopagrus latus (yellowfin seabream)
Lineage: Eukaryota; Metazoa; Chordata; Actinopteri; Spariformes; Sparidae
Gene: zcchc7
Product: zinc finger, CCHC domain containing 7
Exons: 10
Coding region: 219-2183 (654 amino acids)
Molecular function (GO): nucleic acid binding; zinc ion binding
Source: RefSeq, a predicted model, not a curated record